Apodemus sylvaticus (European woodmouse) is the source of this 1034-nucleotide messenger RNA. RefSeq names its product TP53 regulated inhibitor of apoptosis 1 (gene Triap1). NCBI's taxonomy places the organism in Eukaryota, Metazoa, Chordata, Mammalia, Rodentia, Muridae. Bases 1 to 231 code for a protein of 76 amino acids. The record is from RefSeq and is a predicted model, not a curated record. The transcript has 2 exons.
AUGAACAGCGUCGGGGAGGCUUGCACUGACAUGAAGCGCGAGUACGACCAAUGCUUCAACCGCUGGUUUGCUGAGAAGUUUCUCAAGGGGGACGGCUCCGGGGACCCGUGCACCGACCUCUUCAAACGCUACCAACAGUGUGUCCAGAAAGCCAUCAAGGAGAAAGAGAUUCCUAUUGAAGGCCUGGAGUUCAUGGGCCAUGGCAAAGAGAAGCCCGAAAACUCCUCCUGACCUGCCUGCCCUGGGAAGAAGUCAGUGAACGAGAGGCCUCUGGGUGUUGUCAGGAGAGGCCGGGAAGUUGGCAUGGGAUUCAAACACUGUAAAGGUGUUCUCCUCCAUUCCCCAGGAGCCACUGUCACGCCUGCUUUGAGGCAACUUUGCUUUUGCUGGCAUCUUGCAGGAACUCCUCGUGCUACAAUGGAUCGGCUUCUUGGGGUUUAUGGUUGCAAACUAUGGUCUGGAAUCAGCUCUCACUGGUCCUUGGAUGUGAAUGUGGUAAACUGGUCAUGAUCAAGGCUGACAGCGUCUGCUGCACAGGACACUGGUUGUACCAUGUGGGAGGCAUUGCUCACGAUGGUCAGGACCUCUUUCCUCUCAGGGAGCUAAUGCUCUGAAUAGGGAUGCGGACACAACCAAUCGUUUCAAUCACUGCUUGGAGACAUGAUUGUAUUUUUAUAGUAACAGUUUUAGCUGCUGGUGGCCUGGGUUAUGGGAGUACGAGACAGCUGUCCUGAGCUCCUGCCUUAACAAGGUGUCAGCUUAUCAUUCAGAAGCUUCAGAGAUGACUCCACUUUGGAGCUCACAGCACUCUCAUAACUCCGACCCCUGGGGCUGUGCACGAGUCACCUGCACUGCAGGUUCGCUGUUGCUGACUUUCAACUCCACGAAUUCAAGUCAAUGUGCAUACCACAGAAAAGGCAAAAUGCAUCCGGCUAAGUGGGGGAAAGGUGCUUACUGAUUUUUGUUUGCCUACCAUACCCUAAGUCUGUAAUCAUGAAAUAGAAUAAAUCUUAAAAAUCAAAUUUUACUCUUCA